AUGCUGACGGCGAGAGACGGAGCGCGGGAUGAGGCGCAAAAACUACACAGGAAGUGGAUGAAGCACCAGGCCUUUAUGGCUGAACUGGCCCGCAAUAAAGAAUGGCUGGCCAAGAUCGAACAGGAGGGUGAGGAGCUCAUUCAGGAGCAGCCCGAGUUACGUUCGGUGGUCCAGCAGAAGCUGGAGGAGAUGCGUGAGUGUUGGACACAUUUAGAGAGUACCACUAAGGCCAAAGCCAGGCAACUGUUUGAGACCCAGAACCACAGAACCAUCGACCCACCCAGCAGAAGCCUAAACGAGCUGGACCAGCAGCUUUCUCACCUGCAGGAACAGCCCUCACCCCUGGGCUCCACACACACCAUGCCUACAACACAACCUGUGCUUCUACAGUCGCGCCCCACCUUCAGUCAACAGCUGCAGCGGAUACAGUCGAUGGAGGCUCAAAUGGAGCUGUACCAGGGUGUUGGGGAGCUGAGGGGCAUGUGUGGUCAGAAUCCAGGUGAGGUGGAGGACCACGGAGGAGUGGUGGAGACCAGGAUCGUGCGUCUGAUCGAGCCCUUGAAAGAGAGGCGUCGCAUUCUGCUCGCUUCGAAAGAGAUGCAUCAAGUCAGUCAGGAUCUGGAAGAUGAGAUUCUCUGGAUACAGGAGCGUUUGCCUUUGGCCUCCUCUGCAGAGUAUGGGACCAACCUACAAACUGUUCAGCAGCUUGUGAAACAACACGAGUCAGUGCAGAUGGAGGUGCAGGCUCGUCGUGUUAGGGUGGAAGAAGUCCUGGAAAGGGCGGAGGCUGUUGCUGCCCUACGCACCCCGGAGGCGGACCUUGUGCGGGAGGGGGCGGGGCAUUUGAGGCAGCUGUGGGACGUCCUUCAGGUGGAGAUGGAGCGACGCAUGCUAAUGCUGGAUGCAGUAAACCACGCCCAGCAGUAUUACACUGAGGCCGCCAAGGCGGAGUCCUGGCUCAGUGGACAGAAACUACAGGUUCUCAGUGAAGAAAAGGGCUCGGACGAGGCCAGCACUCUGAGGUUACUGAAGGAACAGCUGGCUCUGGAACAGACCGUUGAGCAGUAUGCUGAGACUGUCAGCUUCCUGUCACAGCAGUGCCGCCGCAUGCUCGAGCUCGGUCACCCAGACAGUGAGCAGAUCACUAAACAGCAGGCACACAUAGACCGUCUGUACGUGUCACUGAAGGACCUGGUGGAGCACAGGAAGACCAAACUGGAGCAGCAGUACUGGCUCUACCAACUGAAGCGUGAGGUGGAAGCCUUGGAGAAGUGGAUAUCCGCACGAGAAGCGGUGGCCAGCUCCACUGAGCUGGGUCAAAGUCUGGAACAAGUCACGGUUCUCCAGGAGAAGUUCAGGCAGUUUGCCUCAGAGACCAGAUCAGUGGGUCAGCAGCAGAUGGACUCUGUCAAUAAGAUGGUGAACGAAAUGAUUGACUGCGGCCACUCUGACGCGGCGACCAUCGCCGAGUGGAAGGACGGGCUGAAUGAGUCCUGGGCCGACCUGCAGGAACUCAUGGAGACCCGUGGCCAAAUGCUCGCAGCAUCUCACCAGCUUCACAAGUUCUUCACUGACUGCAAAGAGGUGUUGGUUCAGAUUGAGAGUAAGAUGCGGCAGUUGCCAGAAGUACGGGGAUGCCAGGUGAGCACAGCGAACCCAGGCACACUGCAAAGACUGCUGCACUCCUUCGAACACUCCCUGCAGAUGCUGGUCUCACAGGUGCGACAGCUGCAAGAGAACGCGGCCCAACUGCGGGCAAUCUACGCCGGGGAAAAAGCCGACGCUAUCCUAAUUCGAGAACAGGAAGUGAUGCAAGCUUGGAAGGAGCUGCUGGUUGCCUGCGAAGGCAGCCGAGUGCAGGUUACCACAGUAACAGACAAGUUACAGUUCUUUGCGACGGUGCGUGAGCUGAGCAUGUGGAUGGAUGGAAUUAUGGGACAGAUCGGCCCAUUUGAGGAUGCCAGGGAUCUCUCCGCACUGGAGGGAAUGAUGUCACAGCACCAAGGUUUGAAGACAAAGGUGGAAAACAAGAGCAAGAACUUUAUGCAUUGUGUGGAGAUGGGCAAGAUGUUACUUGCUGCCCGCAGCCCUGCUUCUGAAGAGGUGAAAGAGAAGUUAGAUUAUGUAAUGGCCAAGCAAAAGGACAUGAAUGACCGAUGGGAUCAGCACUGGGAGAAGCUUCAAAACAUGCAGCUGAAGUUACAGGCCGCCCAGCAGACAGUCACGGAGCAGUCAUGGCUUGCCCCCAAAGAUCCAAUCACCAACAGUCAAGAGACAGGAGGCGGAGCCGAUGAGGUUGAGCAGCUGAUUCGUCGGCAUGAGGCUUUCCGAAAGGCGGCAGCCACAUGGAAGGAACACUUCAGCUCUUUACGACAGGUUGGCAAGGCAGAGAAGCUGAAAGAAGAACAAAACAAGCAGCCAACAACAUCUCUAUUGAACAGGCAGAUGUUCCCUGCGUCCUGUCUCGUCCCCAGCUCUUCGUCAUCUUCCUCCUCAUCCUCUCUCCUUCGUAACCCAUUUCCAGACUCGGUCCUUGAUCCUAAAGCUGGUUUGGAACUUGCACACACCACUGCACACAUGGCUGCAAACACACUUGCUCAGAGACUGGGUUCCACAUUUGCCCCAUACAACCCAGUAAUGAACGGAUCUUCCUAUCACGGGUUAAACCAGCAGGGUGGCAUUGUUGGGGCGGAUAGUUCCAGUUACCACGGGUUAAACCAGCAGGGUAGUAUAUUGAGACCUGAUAGUUACAGUUACCAGGGGCUGAACCAACAGGGUCUUAUGGGGAUAGAUGGUUCCAGUUACCACAGUAUGAACCAUUUAGGCGCAGUGGGAAUGACAGAACCUAAAAUAGCUUACGCCUGGCAACAUCUCAAAGCUGACUGCCAACAGCCCAAAAUCAACCACAUCCACAAGGCUGUUUCGCCCCUAAUGGAGGCCCAUAGAUCCCGGCUUGGGGGGGUGGACAUUUCAACUCCUCCCGUGGGCCUGGACCCCUCCCUGGAGAUGAUCCACAGCCGGCUCCAGAGGGACCCCCGCGGCAGCCGUUCGGAUCCCCAAAUGGACCACCUCAGGCGGGAGAGGGAGUAUCGGUUGGGCAGACAGACCUCAAGCGAGCAGGAGAUACAGGCCCGAUUAAACGAGUUGCCACUCAUUGUCCGACAGGAGCGUUACCGUCGGCGACUGGAGAGGCAGUCGUCCAGUGAGCAGGAGGGAAGUGGGAGGCCGAGUGACCAGGAUUCGGGCAGAGAACCCUCUGACAAGAGACCGUCAGGGGAGAAGCGUUCCACUAUGGCUGAGAUUGUGGAGCAGGUGCAGGAGAGAGAGGCUGCCCAUGCUCGAGGAGAGGUAUACCGGCCUCCCAGCAGUCUGUCUGCUCCAGUUACCCGACUGGACCGCCCUCGAGCCCGCGAUAGGCCCAAACCGCGACGGAGACCACGUCCAAAAGAGCCAGAGGAAACGAGGAGAUCACGGUCUGCCCCCGCUCAGAGCACCCCUGCCACCCCGCAGCCCCCCACACAUACUGUAGAGCAUGAAGGCUUCCUAUAUCGCAAGCACGAACAGGAGGGGAAGGAACGCAGCCCAAACAGUAAAUCUUGGGUGAACCUGUUCUGCGUAUUAUCUAAAGGCGAGAUUGGCUUCUAUAAGGACGCAAGACACAAAACCACGCCGUAUAACGAUGAGCCCCUCCUUAGUUUGGCCCUCUGCACCUUUGACACCACCAACGGAUACAAGAAAAAGAAAAACGUCUUCAUCCUCAGAAGAAAUGAUGGGGAGGACUACAUCUUCCUGGCUAAGGAUGAGGAGGACCUGAAAGGCUGGGUGAACAGCAUCAACGCCAGCCUGAGUGAGAUUGAGGAGAUCGCCAAAUGGGAGAAGAACACCUCCUCCACAGAUGCUGACAAAUCAGAACGUAAGGAGCGGUCAGAGGGGGCGGAGCCAUCAGAGGGGGCGGAGCGUUCUGAGAGGUCGGAACGUUCCGAGCGAUCAGAUAAAGGAGAAGGUUCCACAAAACUACCACACAGGGUCGCUCAUGUUCAUUUCCAACAGCGCCGGCAUCCUUACUUUGCAGCUAAGGAACUGCGGAAUAUUGCAGAUGAACUGUGUAGAAAAUUCCGGAUGAACUUUUGA
Chanos chanos (milkfish) is the source of this 4131-nucleotide messenger RNA. It is a transcript of the gene sptbn4a, whose product is annotated as spectrin, beta, non-erythrocytic 4a. NCBI's taxonomy places the organism in Eukaryota, Metazoa, Chordata, Actinopteri, Gonorynchiformes, Chanidae. The transcript is spliced from 20 exons. The record is from RefSeq and is a predicted model, not a curated record. Gene Ontology annotation, molecular function: protein binding; phospholipid binding. Bases 1 to 4131 code for a protein of 1376 amino acids.